Molecule: messenger RNA, 1671 nt
Organism: Stereum hirsutum FP-91666 SS1
Lineage: Eukaryota; Fungi; Basidiomycota; Agaricomycetes; Russulales; Stereaceae
Product: beta-lactamase/transpeptidase-like protein
Exons: 5
Coding region: 1-1671 (556 amino acids)
Source: RefSeq, a predicted model, not a curated record
AUGCCGUCUCUGACUGCUCUAGGUCUCGCAGCGGCCUUGACUCUCGCGUCGUCUACCAACGCGCAAUCCGUUCUUGCCUCGCUUUCUCCGUGCAUACCCCCUCUCCCUGUCGUUCUGACGUCGCAUCCUCCAACCGCCUCUUCGGACGGCAUCGCAAACGCCUCUUCCGUACUCGAUAGUCUGGUCACUGCGGCGUUCAAUGCAAACCACACUGGUACCCCCAACAUCGACAGCCUCGUCAUUGCGGUCAUCACUGCGAAUGGCACCGUCUUUGAGAAGGGGUACGGUAUCAGGAUUGCCAACGAGACGGACCCUGCUCUGCAAGGCGGAACUCCUGACAGAAACACUCUUUACCGGAUCGAUUCCAGCUCGAAGCUUCUCACUGCCAUCGAGACCAUGUAUCUCAAGCAGCAAGGCCUUGUUACUCUUGAUGAUCCUAUAACCAAAUACUUCCCCAACCUCACUGAAAUCGCUCAAUCGAACCCCUCCGUCGAUCCCUCGCUCUGGACUCUCCGCGCCAUAAUGGGCCACAUCGCCGGUCUUCCCGCCAAUUAUCCUGCCAACCUGACCGACUGGCCGCACAAUGUCACGAGCAGCACUCCUGGGCCCACGCUCGCUGAAACAACGGUCGACGAUCUCUUCAACGCGAUAGCGUUGCAGGAGCAGCCGUUGCCGAUGUGGAGCUGGCCGAUGUACUCCAAUUUAGACUAUGCGUUGACUGGGAUGGUCAAUAUGGCUGUGGCGAAGGAUCCGCCGGCGACGCAUCUGGAGUUGUUAGAGAGGGAUUUGUUUGGGCCGUUGGGGAUGAAUAGUACGGGAAUUACACCGGACGACGAUCAGGCGAAGAGGUUCGCUGUGUGCUCGACAGAUCCUUCGAUCGCCGACAACCUCAGUCCUGUGCUGGACCCCGCCGGUGGCAUCUUCACCUCCCUCGCAGACAUGGAACUCAUGAUCCAGAUGCUGCUUCAGGCCUCGGGAGAUGGUAGUAUCUUGAACCCUGCGACGAUGCGCGAAUGGCUCCGUCCGGCGACUGCCCUCUGGGAUGACGAGUUCGAGAUGGGUCUUCCUUGGGAGAUCUUCAAGCUCAGGAACACUCACGGAAGGGUCGAGAGACUGUUCACCAAGAGUGGCUCCGGAUACGCUUACCAAGCUUCCUUCACGAUCAACCCCCUCUCUGGCUACGGAGUCAUGGCCAUGUCCUCAGGUCUGUACAGCGACAUGCUUCAGUUCGCCCUCCUCGCAGUGGAGGCUUUCCAGCCUGCCUUCGACAACCUGAAGGACAGCAUCUCCACCGAUCUCUACCAGGGCAACUGGACCUCUUCCGACGGUCAGACAUAUAUCGACAUCAGUCUCGACGAUGGGGCGUUAUGGGCUCACCAGGUCAUUCUGGAGGGAACGGACGCCGUAACGUUGUUGCUUGGUGCAGUGGCGGCUGGGGAUAAGGUGACGUUGUGGCCUACGUUUAGGCCAGGCGUGGAGGAAUUCAGGAUCUCCUUCGGGUUCUCUCAGCAGAACGGCAUUCCGAACUGGCGCUGCAUGGUCCCCGUCGUCGACCUCGACAUCGGGUACAACUUCGGACAUCCGACCACUCAGCUCUUGUUUGGGAAUGACUCGAGCGGUCAGCGGUACUUGAGCGUUCCGGCUAUAAAUGCCACACUGUACCGCUCUUGA